AAGCUCAAAAAUCCUAAUCAACAUCAACGAACAACUAAACAAGUACAUUAAAACCCAAUAAAAUAGAAAAAGUAAAGCCAAGUGUGUAAGUUUCUUUGAAGGUCACUAUCUUUGAGAUUCCCACAUGCCAAAAAGACUACUAUAUAUGACUAGUGAGCCAUGGCUAGAAACUAAAUCCGAACAAGUAGAGUAAGAAAAAAAGAAGCAAAGAAAAACAGAGAAAAUGGCAGGAUUGUUUGAUAAACAAGCCGAUCUAUACCUAGACGCAAGACCUAAUUACCCCUCUGAGUGGUUCUCGAAGCUCGCUGAUCUCACCGAUCACCACGGUUUAGCCUGGGAUGCCGCCACCGGAAACGGUCAAGCCGCUCUCGCCGUUGCAGAUCACUACGAGAAAGUCAUAGCGACGGACGUCAGCGAAUCGCAGCUGAAGCUAGCAACACCGCAUCCGAGGAUCAGUUAUCGCCACACGCCGCAGUCGAUGACCAACGACGAGUUAGUGGAACUAAUCGGAGGAGAGAACUCGGUGGAUCUAAUAACGGUCGCUCAAGGCGUACACUGGUUCGACCUCCCAAGAUUCUACGCAGUCGCAACGCGCCUCCUCCGGAAGCCCGGGGGAAUCAUCGCCGUCUGGGGGUACAACGACGUCAUAGUGAGUCCAGAGUUCGACCCCAUCCAGUAUCGUUUCCACUCCACAACGCUGCCGUUUUGGAAGUAUCCGUACAUCCAGCACAUCUUCGAUUCGUACGAAGCAUUGCCGUUUCCUUUCGAAAGUGUGGGGAUGGGAUCUGAAGGAAAGCCAUUGAAGCUUGAGAUGCCUAAGACGACGUCUUUUGAAGGGAUCAUGAGGAUGUUCAAAUCAUGGUCGGCUAUCGUCACGGCGAGAGAGAAAGGAGUCGAGUUGUUACCGGAGAGCUUGGUGAAGGAGCUUGAGCAAGCUUGGGGAGGUUCUGAUCUGAUUCGUCCCGUCGUUUACAAAGCUUUUAUGAUCGCAGGAAAAGUUAGAGUUUAAUCAUAACAUUGCAAAAAUGCUGGACGAAUCAAACAAAAUACACUAUUAAAAACGUUUACAUAUAUAUAUUAGAAUCCUUUUUGUUCGUU
Camelina sativa (false flax) is the source of this 1098-nucleotide messenger RNA. RefSeq lists its product as uncharacterized. Lineage: Eukaryota; Viridiplantae; Streptophyta; Magnoliopsida; Brassicales; Brassicaceae. Gene Ontology annotation, molecular function: S-adenosylmethionine-dependent methyltransferase activity. The record is from RefSeq and is a predicted model, not a curated record.